Sorghum bicolor (sorghum) is the source of this 4429-nucleotide messenger RNA. Its product is annotated as serine/threonine-protein kinase HT1. Gene Ontology annotation, biological process: protein phosphorylation. Gene Ontology annotation, molecular function: protein kinase activity; ATP binding. The record is from RefSeq and is a predicted model, not a curated record. NCBI's taxonomy places the organism in Eukaryota, Viridiplantae, Streptophyta, Magnoliopsida, Poales, Poaceae. The coding region runs from base 364 to 1377 and encodes 337 amino acids. The transcript is spliced from 3 exons.
UCGACUCCCACCCCCACCCCACUCUCGCUCCCUCCUGCCCUGCCUUUGUUGGAUCUUUUCCCCUCUCGUCUCACAUUCCCCUCGCCUAGUUCCACCCCCACCCACCGGUCAGGUCACCGCCCGCCCCCGUCGUCGCCCCGCCGGGGGCUCCUCACCAUCCCGACGCCGCACCCGCACCCGCACCCGCACCCGCAUCGCAUCACCGCCUGCUCCCACCGUCCGUCCUCCUCGAUCGCUGGUACCUUGGCGCCACGCGGCUCCGACCUCGUCCUGUCCUCCUCCAUCCACUGCCAUCGGCAUCGGCGGCGGCGAAGUCUUCUUCCCGGCCAUCUUCUCAAAGGGUAAUCAAUUGCCAGGCUUUUGAUGGCACAAGGCGCCAACUUUCCAAACUUCAUCGGCGCCGUGGGUGGCCAUGAUGAUGGCGUGAACUUUGGCGGGAACUUCUGUGACAUGGCCUUCUACCAGAAGCUAGGGGAGGGCUCCAACAUGUCUGUUGAUAGCAUCAACAGCAUGCAGACCAGCAUGCAUGGUGGAUCCAUCGCCAGCAGCAUUUGCUCUAACAGUGACUCCCGCACUGGCAUGCUUGGCCAUCCUGGUCUCAAGGGGCCUGUCAUUGUGGGAAGCUACUCAGUUGGGCACAGCAUCUUCCGCCCUGGCCGGGUGUCCCAUGCCUUGAGUGAGGAUGCACUGGCACAUGCUCUGAUGGACAACAAGUUCCCAACUGAAACGCUAAAGGAUUAUGAGGAGUGGACUAUUGAUCUGGGGAACCUGCACAUGGGCAUGGCCUUUGCACAAGGUGCCUUUGGGAAGCUCUACAGGGGAACAUACAAUGGGAUGGAUGUUGCUAUUAAGCUUUUGGAGCGACCUGAGGCUGACCCUGAGAAAGCUCAACUGUUGGAGCAGCAGUUUGUCCAAGAAGUUAUGAUGCUUGCAACUCUGAGGCACCCGAAUAUUGUCAAAUUCAUUGGUGCGUGCAGGAAGCCAUUGGUUUGGUGUAUUGUCACAGAGUACGCAAAGGGUGGGUCUCUUAAGAAUUUCUUGAGCAAGAGGCAGAACAGGUCUGUUCCGCUGAAGUUGGCAGUUAAGCAGGCAUUGGAUGUUGCACGUGGCAUGGCCUAUGUCCAUGGCCUUGGGUUCAUUCACAGAGACCUGAAGUCAGACAACCUCCUGAUUUCUGGUGAUAAGUCCAUUAAGAUUGCUGACUUUGGAGUGGCUAGGAUUGAAGUCAAGACUGAGGGGAUGACACCUGAAACUGGAACAUACCGAUGGAUGGCUCCGGUUGGCAAUGCAACACCAAGAAGACAUGGGGCAAUAUGGGACGAAGGAAGAUUUUGUUCCAUUUGGUUCCACGAAUUGGGCCCAACCUUGCAGAACUGAAAUGGGCAGAGUCUAGAAGAGGUGGAGCAAUAUCGGACAAAGGAAGCUUUGGUCGUGGUUCCAUGAAUUGGGCCCCCCCAACAAUGAACAUGGUCCUUGCCAUGGUGACGGCGACGAUGGCUGGAAAGGAGAAGCCGAACGAAAGAUGGGCAUAUCGCUUGCACGGUGGAUAGCUAGAUGUGUAAAUCAUUGGCAACUUCCAUUUCUUUUGCAAUCAAACAUGAUCCAAAAUUUUCAUGUGAUUGCUAUUUUGUAAUUCCUUUGCAACCAAACGCAAUAAUUGGUAUCGGGGAGCCUUAUGGUGGCAUUUAGCACCAGAUGGGUGGGGCAUGUAUCUAAUCACGAUUAAAAACGUGGAUGCAUCGGACCUUGUUCCCUAUAACACUAAUGGCAGAUACGUCACCUUGUGCCCUUGUACCUACUUGCGUUCGCAUUGUCAUUGCCCUACCUGCUCGUGGCCAAAACCCUACGCCCUUCUGUAUUGACAAGGGUUGCCAUUGGUGAAGCAUGCGUCUACACGAAAGCUUUUGCGAGUGAGGAAAAUUGAUUUCCCACCAUUCUUGCGUUUGCACUCGAUCUUGUUCUGAUGACUCUCGCUCGCACAACAUUGGUGGAAGUUGUUGCCUACUCUGGGAGUAUGAGCUGGGUUUGUCGCCUCGUGAGACGGCGACAAGUGUUCUCUCCUCAUUUAGUGAGGUAAUUGUGGUUAAUUUAACCUAAAUAGAGAGCAAAACCACGACGUCGUCUGUGCCCUAAUAGUCCCUCCCACUACCACAAAAUAAACACAAUAAUCUCUCUGCAAUGACUUGAGCAUCAAAGCUUCUCUCUCCCAAUCUUGGAGUCACGUGUAGACAUUGGGCCAUAAUUGUUGCUAGUGGUGUUGCUUCACUACCAUCUCCAAGUAAUCUUCUACGAAAGUUAAGAGAUGUGCUCUCCAUAUUUCUACUCAUCGAUAAAUCAUGACUAGUCAUUGUCUAAUCAUGAUUGGACAUUUGGAUGACUAGUUGAUUCCAUGUGAUGUGGCUUGACUUUCCAACUUGAAAACAAACCAAGGUGCUUUACCACACUCUUGAAUGAGCAAAAAAUCAUUAUGCAAUAUUGAUUAUUAGAUUCUUUCUUUGCAAGACAUACUUCAAAAGGGAAAUCCUCAGUCGUGUUUCAGACCACGACGUGGCCAUUGCGCGGUGCGAUAUGGUGAUCAUGGCCUCCACCCCAUAGCAUAGAAAAGCAUAGGAUAGUUCAAUCUUAAGGUCGUUGUGUUCUUGGUGGAAAGAAUCAUCGAUUCUCGCGACGCAUAUGGCGGGGUUUUCUUGAUUCUCGUGGUGGGACGGCCGCAUAUCCGAUUUUAAACGGUCCCAAACACGCUCCUUAGCUAAUUCUUGGUGAGUAGCAAUAAUAUUUGCUACAGGAAGAGAGCCAACUUGGCUCCCUAUGGUAGGAAAGCUCACUAGCAACAAAGGAGAUGGCUACAAUCAACAAGUCACAUUUGUAACUUGCUCCUCUACAAAUCACAUGUUAGCUAGAGGUGCUACCUGAUGCGCAACAUGAUAUUGUCGUUCAUGCCAUGCAACCAACAAGUUAUCCAAAUGUCUUUAGUCAUAUCAAAUUAGUUGAAGGCCAACCUUGGAGCUAUUUGUUUCAUAUCUUCUAUCUACUUCGCCAAUGGGAACACUAUUCACUUCAAUUUUGAAUUGAUAUUCAAACGAGAUUCCUAAUCUCCACUUGGCUACUUAAGUAGUGUUUGGUUAGGGUAUUUGUAAUGUAAAUGGAUAAUGUCGUUAACCGAUUCCAUUAAACCUUAUUUGUUUUAGUGCAAGCCGUAAUCGCUUCCGCCAAAUCAGAUGCUGCCACCUGUUGCCCCUCCCACUCCGACGUCAUGAGAUUUUGAUUGCAAGCUACUUUUCCUUUCUCCUCUCGACUUCAUCGGUGCCUUCGAUACCACAUCUUCGUUUGCCCCCCGCACGCUAAAGCUUCCGCGGUGGCCAUGCUGUUGUUGAUUGCUGCUUCACUAACCAUUGGCUAGCCUCAGUGGCAUAUUCAUCGAUGGUCGGUGACCCAUGCCUUUGGUCAGGGUAGCUCUGCUUCCGAGACCAAGGUAGUGAGGUCAUGCCGCGCUAUUUGUCCUUGUUUAUGUUCAAAAGGCCUAUGCAUCAUCUCAUUAGCAUCUGAUGAUCUUGGCAAAGAUGGACUACUAGUUACAAAUACAUUACAUGUUUAAACCGAACAAAUCUUGUUUUGACUUGUACUCUUCACAUUCCCUCUGUGAUAUGAUAUCGUUACCGUUAGUGUUUGCAGGGAUGGAACCAAACACUACCUUAGUAAAUAUCCAAGCCAAUUGUACCUCCCAUGGCAAUUAAAUGGCACCCUUGGUAGAUGAGCAUUUGUUUUGAAUUCAACUUUUAGUCUCUUGGCUAGCUAGAUGCAUGACCUAUGCCCAUUGUGCUUAUCAUUCUAAAAAUGGCUGACUGUUUUUUUUUGUUGGAAAAAUCGUGACUAGUUAUUUAUGCAGCUAGCCAUUUAUAUAGUUCUAUAGUUUGAGUUUGUUGUGGCCCCUACUUCGUAAUAUCUAGGCACUCACUCAAGCUAUUUAGGGUUAAGCAACUCAACUAAUGAUCGUGUUUCUCUAAGAUGGCCUAUUGGGAUAACAUUGUUCUUGUCACUAAGAAUUAUCCUCAAGCUUGUUUUCCUCUACCUUUUCUGUGAUAUCAACGGUGAAAAAAAAACAUUCCUAGCUUACCGGACAAACAUAUCGUGUCCACUAUCCUAAAUUGGCAAGUUUGGUCUUGACCAGCCAGGUAAAAGUUGCAUAGGAUCCAAAUGUCCAUGUUGAAGAUGGGAGGUAGGUGAGACCUGAGAGUGGUUGCUUUUUGCUUAUUCCUUUGACCUGAUGUAACCGCAAAGCUCACAAACAACCUGGGUAACAUGGCCUAAAUCCGAUCCUUGUCUCUUCCAUGUGUUAGUGGAAAACCUACAGCCCAUGGGUUUGGCUCUUGGAGAUAUGCAAAUGAUGAUCAGUUGCCAAAAAUCGUUAUAGAAAUUUCAGUAUGGAUUG